CCCCCCUCUCCCAGCAUCAGCUCCACAACUGGGAAAACAAGGAAAAUAACUUUACAGACGGAUCGACAACACUCUAGCCAUCAUGGACACACCUUUUUGAGUUUGGAAAGGAUGUUUAUACUGCAACCUAACAGGAUCCAGCUGUUUUACAGAGAGCACUGGUGAGAGAUCAUACGUCAGUAUCAUCCAGAAUGUCUCUGAUGUUUGGGAAAGCAAGAACGUGCAACAUCGUAACAGUUCCUGAGCAUGAACCUUCAGAAUGUAACAUUGUGAUUUUGGGGGCUUUGGGUUCUGGAAAGUCAGCUCUUACUGUCAAGUUCCUCACAAAGAGAUUCAUCAGUGAAUAUGAUCCAAAUCUUGAAGACACGUAUUCCUCUGAAGAAGUGGUUGACCAACAGCCGGUUCUGGUGAAAGUGAUGGACACUGCUGAUCAGGAUGGACCGGUCAACUGUGAGCGUUAUUUAGGUUGGGCCAGUGCCUUCUUUAUCGUCUACAGCAUUGACAAUCGGAGCAGUUUUGAGAUCUGCCAGCAGUACAUGGAGACGGUGACUCUUUACACGAAAGGCCUGCAGCCCGAGGCACAGGUGAUUCUUCUGGGAAACAAACUGGACAUGGAGAGAUACAGAAAGGUGAGCAGGUCAGAUGGUGCGGCCCUGGCCUCGCGGUUCGGCUGUCUGUUCUUUGAAGUUUCUGCGUGCUCGGACUUUCUGUCGGUGCAGAGCAUCUUUCACGAGGCCGUACGGGAGGUGAGACGGGAGGCGGAGAGGAGCAUCCGUCCGCUCUUCAUCAGCGAGGACAAGGCCACCGUCAGUCUGUCCUCCGCCUGUUAUAAAGAGCUCCCCGCCCCGGCCACGGCCAAACUGGUGACGGUGAAGUCUUCAAGAGCUCAGAGCAAACGCAGAGCUCCCACGCUGACCCUUCUCAAGGGCUUCAAGAUCUUCUGACCCUGCU
Triplophysa rosa is the source of this 951-nucleotide messenger RNA. RefSeq names its product RAS-like, family 12 (gene rasl12). Gene Ontology annotation, molecular function: GTPase activity; GTP binding. Lineage: Eukaryota; Metazoa; Chordata; Actinopteri; Cypriniformes; Nemacheilidae. The record is from RefSeq and is a predicted model, not a curated record. The transcript has 6 exons. The coding region runs from base 192 to 944 and encodes 250 amino acids.